Apis cerana (Asiatic honeybee) is the source of this 5009-nucleotide messenger RNA. It is a transcript of the gene fdl, whose product is annotated as fused lobes. NCBI's taxonomy places the organism in Eukaryota, Metazoa, Arthropoda, Insecta, Hymenoptera, Apidae. The record is from RefSeq and is a predicted model, not a curated record. Gene Ontology annotation, molecular function: beta-N-acetylglucosaminidase activity. Gene Ontology annotation, cellular component: plasma membrane. Gene Ontology annotation, biological process: glycosaminoglycan metabolic process; protein deglycosylation; carbohydrate metabolic process.
UUAUCUUUCAGCGUGCGAAGCGUAAUGUAGAGGCGCGGGAGAGGCAAAAGCGUACGGACGCUUUCGAUUCCGUGGGAGAUCUCGUCAGACCUGGCGGACAGAUGCGUGCGAGGCGAAGUACACUUCAGCGGCUUCAGUGUGCCACUGAUUGUGAGUAGCAAAGCUUAGUGAGCGCGCGCGCGCGUGCGAGCGGCAAAUUGUGUGGAUCUUUUUCGUGUUUUUUUCGACAUGGCAGGGAUAUACCGUUAUCCAUGAACGUUUCUCCAUCUCAAUGCCUCCCCUAAAGGUGUACACAUCGAAGGGUAUUCCCUAAACACUGAACUGAGAUCGAUCAAGAGGGGAACCGGUACAUGGAAGUUUCCUCGUAGGGAGAACAACACGGAUACAGCAACCGGAGAAGCGAUCCUGCAGAGCAAGGUUAGGCGACAGGAAACACUGUCUCCCGAAUCAAUUACACAAUGGUACGUCCGUCGAGAAAGCGAGGAUUCUUCCUGGAAACAUUCGCAAGGAUGGUGGGCAACAUGUCGAGCGGAUGGAUGAGGAAGAUCCUCCUCUUCCUUGUUCUGAUAACCGGGAUCCUACUGAUCGCGAUGUACGCUCACGCCCCGCCACUCGCCUCCCUUCAGCCGUUCUCGUCGCGACGACUGAAGGAGUUGCAACGAGGCUUGGUUACUUUCCUGGUCGGUAAUGAAAGCACGAAGAGACCCGGAGAACGGCUCUACGAGUAUCUGGAAGAGCCUAGGACGUUUCAGAGCCCGUGGUCGUGGGUGUGCGUGGCCGGGAGGUGCGAGAGGAGGGCGGUGAGAUCGUCGAGGACCUCGCUGGCAAGUUGCAUCGCGCUCUGCGGCGGAAACAGCAGGCUGCUGUGGCCGAGGCCGACCGGAAACGUGCUCCUGGGCGAGGAGAGCGUGGUCGUGCACCUGCAGCAAAUCGAGUUCGUCACGGUGAACACCAGCGAUCAGGAGACGAGGAAUCUGUUGGAGCACGCCAAGGACGUCUUCAUCGGCAACAUCAGGAGCUCGAUAAAGUCGCCGAACGCGAAAAGCAGGCCGGGGGUGGACGCGUUCGUGAUAUACUUGUCCGCCGGCAGCGGGGCAGCGACAGGUCCGAGCCUGGACGUGGACGAGUCCUACACCGUGGACGUGUUGGCGAGGGGGAGGGUGCUGGAGGCUCGAGUGGUCGGGAGGAGCUACUUCGGGGCCAGGCACGGCCUGGAGACGCUCGGCCAGAUGAUCUGGUGGGACGAGACAAGCGGGAGGGAAGGCGGCUUGCGGGUGCUGUCCCGCGCCUCGGUCGAGGACAAGCCGACGUUCCCCUACAGAGGGUUGCUGAUCGACACGGGGAGGCAGUUCUUCCCCGUCGAGCGUUUGAAACGCGUGAUCGACGGGAUGGCCGCGUCCAAGCUCAACACCUUCCACUGGCACAUAUCCGAUUCCCAGAGCUUCCCAUUCGACUCGGCCCAGUUCCCGGAGAUGGCGAGAUGGGGCGCGUACAGCGGGGAUCAGAUCUACACGCCCGACGAUGUCAAGGACCUGGCCGACUACGCGAGGAUACGCGGCGUCCGAGUCCUCGUCGAGAUCGACUCCCCGGCGCACGCUGGCGCCGGCUGGCAGUGGGGGACGGAGUACGGUUACGGGGAGCUGGCACUGUGCGUUGAUCAGCAGCCAUGGUCGUCCUAUUGCGGCGAGCCGAAUUGCGGCCAGUUGAAUCCCAUCAACGAGCACACGUACCGCAUACUCGAGGGCCUGUACAAAGAGCUGCUCGAGCUGACCGGGAUCCGGGACGUGGUCCACCUCGGUGGGGACGAGGUGAACCUCGACUGCUGGGCCCAGUACGGAAACAUCACGGCCGCGAUGCAGGCCCAGAACAUGACCGACCACCACGCCAUGUGGGCCGAAUUCGAAACCAAGAUGCUGCACAGACUGGUGAAGGCGAACCGCGACGAAACGCCCAAGGCCGUCAUCCUCUGGAGCUCCCCCCUCACCAAGAGGCCCUACAUCACCACCUACUUCGACCCCAAGAUUCACGUGAUCCAGUCUUGGGGGGGCAGCAAUUGGCCGGAGACCCCCGACCUUCUCGAGGACGGCUUCAGGGUGAUCCUCUCCCACGUGGACACCUGGUACCUGGACUGCGGCUUCGGCAGGUGGCGCGAAACGGGCGAGGCGGCCUGCGGCGAGUACCGCACCUGGCAAACCGUCUACAACCACCGGCCGUGGAGGGACUACCCCCAGCAGCACUGGGGCCUCGUUCUGGGCGGGGAGGCGGCGAUAUGGAGCGAGCAGACGGGCGACGCCUCGUUGGGUCCUCGGCUAUGGCCCAGGGCGUCCGCCCUCGCCGAGAGAUUAUGGAGCGACACGCCGACCAACGGCUACUCGACGGACGAGAACGUGUACACGAGGCUGGCCGCGCACAUGGAGCUCCUGACCAGCCGGGGAUUGAAAACGGAGGCCAUGUGGCCGCAGUGGUGUUCCCAGAACCCGGGCAAAUGUCUCUGACCGUUCGUCCUCGAGCGGAAUUGCACGCGUGGCUGCGAUGAUCUCGCCUCGCCCUUCGUCCUCUCGUGCGUCGAGGUGGUCGUCCGAUAACGACUUUCCCAUCUCCCGUGCUGGAAUCUCGCGGCCGAGAAAAGUCGGGAAAACGAAAGGGAGAUCGAUUCGACGACGAAGGAUGCAUGGAUCGACGCGAGGCUUGGUGCACUGAUGAAAUGAAAUAUACUCGAAGAGGGAGAAGAGAAUCGUUGGAGGAAAGAAAGAAGGGAUUAAGAAAUUUCACGUUGGAGAUGGAAGAGUCGAGCGAGAAAAAGAUUCGCUUGCUUUAUUUGUACUUGUUAAGGGAGGAAGGGAACGAACGUUUUUUUUCUCUCUCUCUCUCCAACUUCUUCAACUUUUUCUCGUUUCUCUUGAUGAGGAAGAAGAACGCAAAAUGCCUUUGAGUUUUUCCUUCUCUCCAUCCCCCCCCCUCCUCCUCCAGGUAAAACAAGAAGAAGUAGGGAAAAAUAUUUUAUACUUGUACGAGAUUGACGAUGUGCACUAGACAGGUUACAGAAAGGUCGAAACGAACAAGGUCAAUUGAAGAAAACGCAAGAGCGCGACUUUUAUAUUUGCAUCGCGCUCGACCUCGCCAUACUUUUCGUUCAAAGUGCCUUUCCAAUUGUAAUUCUACUCGUUACGAAGCGAAACGAGUCCGUGAACACCGUGAACGCGUUCCUAGGAAUCCAAGGAUCUCGAUGGCGGGAAUCGUCGAGAUCGUCGUCGCAUCGUCGUAGCAGAUUUGACGCCCGGGACGAGCAAUUGGAUUUGUUUGUCGUCCGGAUCUGCCCGACGGUUCGUCUGACCCUACCCCCUCCCCCUUAUUGCACUUUUAAAAAAAUUCUGUCGAAAUUUUGCUCGAGCGAUAUUUUAAUAUUUUAAUUCUUUUUUUGCAAUGGGAAAAUGAUGAUCGACUGAAGGGUAUCGAUCAUCGUUCUUUUCAUAUUCGGAAGAAAGUGUAUUUAAUAUGAUACUUCGUAUUAUGUACGAGAUAAUAUUAUCGGCAGAAAUUUUUUUUCACGUUGUCUCGUCGUGAAUGAAUGAAUUUUGAAACGACGAUUAACGAUAAAUAAGCCGAAGAAGAAGAAGAUGAUUCUUUCUUUUCGAAAGACUGUUAACCGAUACCGAUACUUCCACCGAGGGAAAAGAGAAAGAUGGACGAAAGAAAAAAAAAAAUACAUUCCAAAUGAGCAAAAGUAAUUAAGAAAAGAGGCAUUCGAGACGGUGUAACCGAUUGAUCGAUUUUGAACGGAACGCGGGAAAAAGGAUUCCUUCGUAUCGAUUUUUCCCCGAAUCAAAAUUUAUCUUGUUGUUAUCGGGAAAUUGGAAGUAUCAGUUUUUCGUAACGCGACAUAGCGAAGCGUGGCCGUCAGCUGCGUGAAAAUGACGCCAUUCCGCGUAGGCUUCCCUCUUUGAAACUGCCAGUUCUAGGUCCUACAUAGAACUUGCUAUAAAAUUUGAAAAAAGAAAAAAAAAGAAGAAAGAAAGAAAAAACGCAAGACCGCGUUCUCCGCGAAGAGCGUUAUAUACAAAUUAAAAAACGAAAUAGAGGUGUGCGGGAGCAUAUGUUCAAGGAAUUCCGUUCUUUGGCAGCACACGCAUCAUAUCCCUCGAAGCCAAAGAAAUCAUUGAAGAAAAAAAAAAGAAGCUAUAAAGACACUUUGUACUACUACGCAAAUAAUACUCUCUCGUUUGUAACGAGAAUCACGAGGAAACUCUGUUUAGAUUAUUUAUAAGAGAACGUUUCUCGACGAAGAAGUAACGCCCGAAUCAAAGGCCGUUCGUUCGUUCGUUCGUUCGUUCGUUUCUCGAUGAAUUUAUCUCUCGCGUAUAUUUGUAAAAUCGUGUUGACGAGACGCGUCUCUCUCUCUCUCUCUUUCUCUCUCUCUCUAUAUAUGUCUCAAGGAAAAAAAGAUAAAGAAAAAUGGCCUAUCGACGGAUAUAUAAUAGCCGUGAAAACUUUGUAAAUAACACGAUCGUUUUUAGAAGAUUGAUGAUAAUAAGGGAAGCGAGUAGGUAGUAAUAAUAUAAUCGAAGGAGAAAGGAAAGGAUGAUGUAUAUGUAUGUACUUACUAACUACGACUUACCGACCAUCGAUAACUGUAAAAUUGAAAGAAGUAAUUUUUAGAGAAGCUCGAUUUCCGACCAGCAAAAAUCAUCCGCUGUACCGUGUCAUCUCGCGUGAUGUUUGUUGAGAAGAGAGAAAUGCGGAAAAAAAGUGAUUGUAAUAAAAAAAGAAAAAAAGAAAAGAAAAAAGAGAGGAAAGAUUCGUAAAGAGGAGAGAUGGAAAAGAACGAUUUUAGAAUUUAGUUAAGAGUAAUAAUGUCCGAUGUGAAAUUGUUUUGGAUGGAAAACUUUUUUUUUUUACGGGAUCGAAAUCGAAUCGUAUUCGAUCCACGAGAGAGGAGAUAACAAUCUGUUGUUGUGAAGCGUGGUUGGUGUAAGUUUAACAUAAAAAAAAAAAAAAACGAAUUUUGAAUA